Molecule: messenger RNA, 4253 nt
Organism: Archocentrus centrarchus (flier cichlid)
Lineage: Eukaryota; Metazoa; Chordata; Actinopteri; Cichliformes; Cichlidae
Exons: 26
Coding region: 74-3865 (1263 amino acids)
Biological process (GO): regulation of apoptotic process
Molecular function (GO): protein binding
Source: RefSeq, a predicted model, not a curated record
AAAAAAAAAAAAAAAGAAGAGUGUUCCACAAAUCAGUCUGAAUACAGACGCAGCACAAAUCGUGAACCAUUUAAUGGAUAAACUUGGUCAGCAGUCUGUGGAGGUGAUCAUGGAGGUUUUGACAAACAUGAUGAGAACUUAUCUGGUGCAGAGGCUGUCAGAGAGCAGCUCAGGACUCAAAGCUGCAGGAACAUCAGCUGAAGGAUUUGAUGUGGAGGACACAGAGAGAGAGAAACACUCUGAGGAUGAACGUUGGCCUGCACUGAUCCACCAAGUAGAAACGAUGGAGUCUGUUAUUGAGCUGCUUUUGGAAACUCUGGCUGCUCUGAAUGACCAGGAGCUCAAAGAGUUCAAGCAGGUCCUGGAACAAAUUCAUCAUCUCAGAUAUAAAUAUUAUUCAGACUUCCCACGGAUGUUGCACAUGAGGACAGACCUGCAGGACACAGUGUUUGUAAUGGUGCAGACUUGCGGCCAACAGUCAGUGAAGAAGACCAUGGAGCGUUUAAAGAAGAUGAAGAGGACUGAUCUGGCUCAGAGGCUGUCAGACUGCAGCUCACUGCCUAGAAAGAAACACUCUGUGGAUGAUCGACGCUCUGCACUGAUCCACACAGUGGCAACAAUGGCAGCUGUUAAACAUCUGCUUUUAGGAACUCUGAAUGAUUUGAGCAACAAGGAGUUCAAGAAAUUUCAGACUUUCGUACAGAUGAUUUUUCUUCCUUCUCCAUGGAGGUUUGAAUCAUCAGUCAGAGCACAGUUUGUGGAUCUGAUGGUGGAUGAACUUGGUCAGAGGUCUGUGGAGGCGACCAGGAAGGUUUUCUUGUACAUGAAGAGGACUGAUCUGAUACAGAAGUUAUCAGAGAGCAGCUCAGGAUCCAGAGAGAAACUCUCUGUGGAUGAAGAUGAAGCUGCACUGUUGAAGAGAGAAAAAGCUGUUAAAAAGCUGCUUUUGGAAACAUUGAGGAAGUUGAGUGAACACGAACUCAACAAAUUCAAGCUGUUUCUGAAGUUCACGUGCUUCAAGAUGGACCUGCCACAAAUACAGACCUAUAGAAACACGGCAGAAGAACUAGUGGAUAUGAUGGUGGAUGAACUUGGUCAUCAGUCUGUGGAGGUGAUCAUGGAGGUUUUAACAGACAUGAAGAGAACUGAUCUGGUGCAGAGGCUGUCAGAGAGCAGCUCAGGAUCCAAAGCUGCAGGAACAUCAGCUGAAGGAUUUGAUGUGGAGGACACAGAGAGAGAGAAACACUCUGAGGAUGAACGUUGGCCUGCACUGAUCCACCAAGUAGAAACGAUGGAGUCUGUUAUUGAGCUGCUUUUGGAAACUCUGGCUGCUCUGAAUGACCAGGAGCUCAGAGAGUUCAAGCAGGUCCUGUGUGAAAUUCAUCAUCACAGAUACAAAUAUGACUCAGGCUUCCCAUUGAUGCUGCACAUGAGGGCAGACCUGCAGGACACAGUGUUUGUAAUGGUGCAGAUAUACGGCCAACAGUCAGUGGAGAAGACCAUGGAGCAUUUAAAGGAGAUGAAGAGGACUGAUCUGGCUCAGAGGCUGUCAGACUGCAGCUCACUGCCUAGAAAGAAACACUCUGCGGAUGAUCGACGCUCUGCACUGAUCCACACAGUGGCAACAAUGGCAGCUGUUAAACAUCUGCUUUUAGGAACUCUGAAUGAUUUGAGCUACGAGGAGUUCAAGAAAUUUCAGAGGUUCCUACAGACGAUUUUUCUUCCUUCCUCAUGGAGGUUGGACUCAACAGUCAGAGCAGAGUUUGUGGAUGAGAUGGUGGGUGAACUUGGUCAGCAGUCUGUGGAGGCGACCAGGAAGGUUUUCUUGUACAUGAAGAGGACUGAUCUGAUACAGAAGUUAUCAGAGAGCAGCUCAGGAUCCAGAGAGAAACUCUCUGUGGAUGAAGAUGAGGCUGCACUGUUGAAGAGAGAAGAAGAGCUGGAAGCUGUGAGACAGAUUCUCUUUGAAACACUGAAGGAUUUGAGAUUUGAGGAUCUCAAUGAAUUCAGGCUGUUUCUGAAGUUCACGUGCUUCAAGAUGGGUCUGCCACAAAUAGAGAGAUAUAGAAACAUGAUAGAAGAACUAGUGAAUCAGAUGGUGGAUAAACUUGGUCAGCAGUCUGUGGAGGUGACCCGGGAGGUUUUAACAGACAUGAAGAGAACUGAUCUGGUGCAGAGGCUGUCAGAGAGCAGCUCAGGACUCAAAGAGAAACACUCUGUGGAUGAACAUCUGUCUGUACAGAUGCAGACAGCAUUAACAAUCCAAUCAGACAGAGAGAAGCUUUUGGGAAUGUUGGAGGAUCUCACACAGAACGAGCUGGAAAAUUUCAAGGGGUUCCUGGGGAGCAGCGAUGCUGUGAUGGGGCUGCCACGUAUCCCAAAGAGCCGAUUGGAGGAGGUCCCCACCUAUAACCUGGUGGAUCUGAUGCUGCAGACUUACACAGAAAAGUCUGUGGAGGUGACCAAGAACAUCUUUGAGAAGAUUAACAGGAAUGAUCUGGUGCAGAGGCUGUCAGAGAGCAGCUCAGGACUCAAAGGACGAGAAACUGGAGGAAGUUCAGAGUCUGAGGAUUGUGGAAGUGUGAUGCAGGACUCCAGUGACUGGACUAAACUUGAACCUGAGGUGAACGGUACAGAUGCAGACGAGGCUCCAACUUACAGCCUUCAGUCUGAAGAAGGACACUUUGAAUGCAGUGUCUCUGGCUUGCGCUGGGUCUGUAAGAAAAAGGCCAGCUUUCAGUACCAGUUUGGUUCUUGGGAGGGACACAUGGAGAGGAUGGAAAGCAGAGGAUACAUGCCUGCAGGUCCCCUGAUGGACGUCACAGUCACUGCUGGGAAGCUAAAUGAAGUUCACCUUCCACACUGGAUCUGCACAGAUGACAUCCCUGACAUACUGGACAAGUUUGCAGUCCUUCACAUAGAUGACUGUGGAGAUGUUGUGGAGAAAGUGUCUGAGGUCACACCAUCACAUGUCAAGAUAAUGGAGCCAAAUUUCUCUCUAAUAGGAGCUCUGAUAAGUUUCUUCUUUCCUUUGAAAAUCAGCUGUUUUAUGCUGAUGUACUAUAAACCCAACACAUCGUUCCUCAAACUCCACGUUUAUCCAAUCCGACAGGAUCCUGCUCUGGAACAGAGAAUAGACAAGGAUGAGACCUCAGAUGGAUACAAAAGGCUCAAAAAGCCACACCCAGACGGGUACCUGCAAACUGAGCGUGCUUUCAGCCUCAGAGCCGACAUGGAAACAGCAGAAAUCCAACCAGAGGAGUUAACCUUCAGAUAUAACAGCCUGAACUUCUAUGAAGUGUACAUUGAGGAUCCAGAGAGAAAACUCAACCUUACCCUCAUAGACACAAAUGAUGGUGAACCAGAACAUGAACCAGUUUGGAAGUGCAAAAUUCAUAAAAAUGAUUAUUCAGCAUCUGGCCGUGUUGAAGAGAAACACUCUGUGGAUGAACAUCUGUCUGUACAGAUGCAGACAGCAUUAACGAUCCAAUCAGACAGAGAGAAGCUUUUGGGAAUGUUGGAUGAUCUCACACAGAACGAGCUGGAAAAUUUCAAGGGGUUCCUGGGGAGCAGCGACGCUAUGAUGGGGCUGUGUAUCCCAAAGGGCCGACUGGAGAAGGCCAGCACCACCUGUAAGUUGGUGGAUCUGAUGCUGCAGACGUACACAGAAAAGUCUGUGGAGGUGACCAAGAACAUCUUUAAGAAGAUUAACAGGAAUGAUCUGGUGCAGAGGCUGUCAAACCUCUUUCCCACCAACAGGGUUCCGGAGCCGGUGCCUUUAUUUGAACCUUUAGGCUGGUUUUCCACCGCAGAAGCACUCGGUGCUCGGCCAAAAAACGGGUUCAACUCCGGCCCUGCAAACUAGCUGGUCUCGAACCAAUAACGUGUGACAAAAGCAGCAGAAGAGCGUGACUCUGCCAUCUCAACAUCAAGUUUUCUACCAUAUUACAUGUGUAUUACAUGAGAAAAGCGAAGCGAUUUUCAUGGCUGUGAAUUAGGUUGAGCUCUAAGGCUGAACUUGCUGCUUUGUAUCAGUUCAUAUCACAGCUAAAAGGACACUGUUAGGAUAUUCAUGGUAUAUGCCACAUAUAUAUCUUGUGUACAUUUAUGUACAUGUACACUUCUGUACAUGAGAAAUUUGUUUUUGAUUGGAAGAUAAACAUAACUGAUUAAAAAUACAGAAGCUUGUAAUGUUCUGUGUCAUCAUGAACUUUGUGUUCUGACUGUACAAUGAACCACACUGAUGAAGACUA